Molecule: messenger RNA, 574 nt
Organism: Colletotrichum acutatum
Lineage: Eukaryota; Fungi; Ascomycota; Sordariomycetes; Glomerellales; Glomerellaceae
Exons: 1
Coding region: 276-452 (58 amino acids)
Source: RefSeq, a predicted model, not a curated record
CCUCGAUCCUCAAUCUGUCGGCUCCGUCACCCGUGGCACGUAGCCGUGGCCGUACCUGUCAGCUUCGUGGGGGACGGCGGUGGCUCAUUUGUCAGGUACUACUAAUCUCGUCCUAUGAGCUAGCUAUUCGUACCUGGGCCAGGCCAGUACGUAGACAUCUGUACUACACAUUGGCUGAUGAGGUUGAGAUGAGCCUAGUCUCCCUUCACCGUCUCUCCAUCUACUGGGUCAGGACAUGUACAUUCCACCUUGAUGUCGUCCGUGAUGGUUGAUGUAUGCCCCGGCGCAGAACUAUUCAACGAGAUUACAAAUUCGACGAGUCGCUCUGGUUGUUUCCUUCAAUCGAGGAAUUCACAGCGCGCGCGCGCGCGAGUUGGUCAUCACCAAAGCCUUACACUAUGUUUGAUGGCGGCAGGCCUUGGAUCCGAGGCUCCUCCGCUCUUAAUCCGUGAUCCGAGAACCUCUAAUUCCAUCUGUACUCUACCUUACCAAGCUUACCCUGCAGUUCUCCCCCGAAGACCAGGAUCUAGAAGCUCACUCCGUAGGCUAGCAAACAAGUGCCGUUCUGUCAUGG